AUGCAGCUGUUACGGUCUAUACACAUUCUCUUGGGACUUUUAACCAGUCAUAGAGCGCUCGCUGAAAUCAAAAAUUUCGCGAUUGACUUGGAGCCAUGUCGAAUGCUUCAGCUAGUAAGCCAAACACACCUACCGGCUUUCGAGGAAUACCCUGGACUCGGUGACUCGCUCGGCAUUGAUCUUCAGGUUUUGAAAUCAUUGCAAGCUGAGUGGACUACAACUUUUGACUGGGACGCCGAGCAGGCUGAUUUGAAUCGAUAUAAUCAUUACACAACAACCAUCGAAGGCUUAACGAUUCAUUUUAUCCAUCAGAAGUCCAGCGAUGCAAACGCGAUACCACUCAUUCUGAAUCAUGGAUGGCCUGGAUCUUUCAUGGAGUUUCUUCCACUGAUUGACCCAUUGACGACAGCAUCCAGCAUAUCCAACGGAACCUCUGCAUCCAACAGAACUUCCACUUCCUUCCAUGUCGUGGUCCCUUCACUACCAGGCUUCGCAUUCUCCAGUGCACCACCUGCCAACUGGACACUCAAUGAUACAGCACGAGUUUUCAAUACUCUAAUGACUGAUGUGUUGAAAUACGAUACCUAUGCCGCUCACGGGACAGAUUUCGGCAGUAAUGUGGCAUACAAUCUAUAUAAUAAUUUCAAUGAGUCAGUACGAGCAGUUCAUCUUCUUGGUAUACCAUUCCUUCCAUUGAGCCCAGACGAGUUCCCAAAACACAACAUCACUCUCGAUGCGGAUGAGCAAUUCCAGGAGAAUCUAGUUCUGGGUUUCAGUUCGGGGUAUAACAUCGAACAGGCUACGAAGCCCAACACCAUUGGAUUAGCGCUUUACGAUAACCCAGUUGGACAGCUGGCCUGGAUGGGAGAGAAAUAUAUAUCUUGGUCGGAUCCACAGGCAGGGACACCACCAUCUGUCCUUACACAUAAUGAGAUCCUUCGUGAGAUCUCUCUAUACUUUUUGACCAAAUCUUUCGUAUCGUCGGUUUUCACAUACGCACAAAAUACCGACGCGUACGGUUCAAUCUUUACUAAAGCGCAGACUGAUGCACCCAUGCUGUUCAGUAGUUUCAAGUAUAGUGGUGCUUUCUGGACCGAGAAGGUGGUUUCAUGGGUGGGAAACUUAGUAGUAUAUAAUUAUCAUGGCUUUGGCGGGCACUUUCCCGGAUUGGACAAUCCACCUGCUCUGAUUGAUGAUAUAAGACAGAUCGGGAAUUACUGGACCGGUUAG
Messenger RNA from Botrytis porri, 1230 nucleotides. RefSeq lists its product as uncharacterized. Gene Ontology annotation, molecular function: epoxide hydrolase activity. Gene Ontology annotation, biological process: epoxide metabolic process. The record is from RefSeq and is a predicted model, not a curated record. The coding region runs from base 1 to 1230 and encodes 409 amino acids. Lineage: Eukaryota; Fungi; Ascomycota; Leotiomycetes; Helotiales; Sclerotiniaceae. The transcript is spliced from 5 exons.